AUGCAGUAUCUCGAAAAUGAAGAACUGCACAAGUUUCCAAAAGCCAAAAUCCAGCUCUUCGCCCCAAGUAUGGCCACUUUCUUGAAGCACAAUGAAACCUCCAUAUGCAGAGAUGUACUUGGCCAGAUGCCAGACUUGGCUGAGAAUCGAACAACACACGUUUUCAUACCUGUAAAUAGCGAUGAAAAGACCGACCACGAUCUCGACUCAUAUCGUCCCUCCGACCUUUCGGCGGGAACACACUGGUCCUUACUUGUCAUCUCUUUGAUCGACAACGUCGCUUUCCACUACGACAGCCUCGAUGGCGUUAACAAAAAGGAUGCCAUGCAGCUACUCACUGGAAUCGAAGCAGCUCUGCCUGUCCCAAGAACCCUACGAUAUGUGGAUAUGCACGACUCGCCACAACAACCUGACGGAUGGAACUGCGGAAUCUUCGCCAUCGUCAUAAUGAAACAUCUGCUGCUUAAGCGACUGCUCAGGGCGGAUGCAAAUCAGAAGAUUACAAUGAGUAUGAGAGAUGAGGACAUUGACUAUGAAGGUGCACGCAAGAUGAUCCGUGCCUUGAUCGAAGAGCGAAGGGAGGAAGCUCUCUCGAGAAAGUGA
Molecule: messenger RNA, 603 nt
Organism: Didymosphaeria variabile
Lineage: Eukaryota; Fungi; Ascomycota; Dothideomycetes; Pleosporales; Didymosphaeriaceae
Exons: 3
Coding region: 1-603 (200 amino acids)
Biological process (GO): proteolysis
Molecular function (GO): cysteine-type peptidase activity; deNEDDylase activity
Source: RefSeq, a predicted model, not a curated record